Messenger RNA from Cryptomeria japonica (Japanese cedar), 342 nucleotides. Its product is annotated as binding partner of ACD11 1-like. The coding region runs from base 1 to 342 and encodes 113 amino acids. The transcript has a single exon. The record is from RefSeq and is a predicted model, not a curated record. NCBI's taxonomy places the organism in Eukaryota, Viridiplantae, Streptophyta, Pinopsida, Cupressales, Cupressaceae.
AUGGCCCAAGAUGUAGUUUCUGCAAUUCUUUCCAAAUGGUAUAUUUGGGGAAAAGAUGCAUUGAGCAAGGCCAAAGCCUUUGAUGAAAGUCAUCAGGUAAUAGCUAGUGCUGCAGCUAAGGUGGUAUCUUUGGGCCAUAAAAUAAGCAUCAAUGACAAACUUAGUGCUGGUGCACAAUGUAUCAAAUCUAUGGAAGAGAGAUAUCACGUUUCAGAGGAGACUAAAGCAUUGCUUUCAGCUGUAAAGCAAACAACUAGCAGUGCAUGGUCGGCUGUUGUAAAUAGAAAGUACUUUUCUACUGGAGCUUUGUGGUUUUCUGGAGUUAAAUCCAAAUGUUGUUGA